This is a messenger RNA of Oryza sativa Japonica Group (Japanese rice), 1851 nucleotides long. Its product is annotated as extensin. The record is from RefSeq and is a predicted model, not a curated record. NCBI's taxonomy places the organism in Eukaryota, Viridiplantae, Streptophyta, Magnoliopsida, Poales, Poaceae.
CAUUGAAACCAGGAAAGAAUAGUGAAACGCAGAGGUGUGCAGCAGUGUUCACGUUCACCUAUCCACCACAUUGGUGAACGAAAAUGGCAACAUGCCGGCAAGGAAAGGCAAGGCAAAAGCUGCUCUGUCUAGCCCUCUGCCGGCAAGGCAGCAUGCCGCGUCGCCCGGGCAGGUAUUUUCACCUUAUCGUUCUCGUCGAUCAACUGAUGAGCAACACGCGAAACGAACCGGACACAGCAAUGGCUUUGAUAAUCCCUCUUUUGGUGCAACCACCCUGCUGCAGCAUGAAUGAUCUGACGAGAUUCGUCACGCACUUCCCACCUCGGCUCCUCCAUCAUCUCCUCCUGUUCAGGCCCGGUCAAGAGUAAAAUGUAUCCAAUCCUCCUCUCCUGUGCGAAAGCCUGCAGGUGGGCCCCACCACCCACCAACAACCAAGCUUUUGCUCCCCAGGUUCCCUUGUGCAGCGCUGAGCAGAGCAGAGCAGAGGUAGCGGAAAGAAACAAGAGGAGGAGACUCCUAGAGGUGAAAGCAGAGUUGCGUCGGGGAAGAGAAGAGGAGAGGAGAGGAGAGAAACAGAGGAGGGAGGAAGAACCUACCAUGGUGCCGAGGGGGCGAGGGAGGGAGAUGCAGGGAGGGCCCCUGACGCUGGAGAGGUACCACCGUUUCUUCGUCGACCCAUGGGGCACCCGCCUCACCAUCGACCACCUCAACCACAUCAUCUCCAUGCACGGCUUCGUCAAGCUCCACCGCUCCAACAAGGGCGACAUCAUGCGUCGGCUGGUGGGGCAGGUGGACCUGCAGCCGCCGCGGCGCUCCACGCUGCACCGCGCGGCGGAGGGCCCGCCGUCCGACGCCGUCAUCGCCGCCGACGUGGUGAGCGCCGACGUGGACGCCAUCGGGUGGACGGAGUGCCCCAUCGGCUCCGUGGCCGUCUUGGCCGCGUCGCCCGGGGACGCGCCGGAGCCGGUGGAGCCCGAUCCCCGCCCCGCGGACUUCGUGCUCGCCGGGCGCCGCGCGCGGUCCAAGCGGAGCCGCAGCUCGGCCUACGGUCACAGGCCGCCCGAGCCCGACGACGGUGGCUCGUCGAUGGAGGUGGAGGAGAAGGAAGAUGGGGAGUGGUUGCCGCCACCGCCGUCGACUCCGCCGCGGUGGACGCGUUCUCCAACUCCGCCUCCGCCGCCUCCCUCGCCACCACACGCGACGCCGCCGCCUCCUCCGCCUCCGCCACCACGCGAGAUGGUGGCACCGCCGCCGCCUCCUCCCCCACCGUACUACGGCCAGCCCACGUUGGCGCCGCCUCCUCCUCCUCCCCCACCGUACUGCGGCCACCCGACGUUGGCGCCGCUUCCUCCCCGACCCCUACACUUCGGCGCGUCGCCCGCGGUGGUGCCAUGGCUGUCGUGGGGCCUGCCGUUGCCGGCGGCGGUGCCACUGGCGCCGCCGCCGUUCCCGGGAGCGCCUGCGUUCGCGCAGCAUCCCCCGGCGGGACAGCGACCUUUCUGGAGCCCACCGACGGUGCCGCCGUGUUACCCGGCACCAUUCUGGGGCGCGCCGUUCUGGGGUGCUCAACCUCCGCCGCCGCGGCCGUCGCCGCUGCCGCACUGGGGCCACAUCAGAUCGCCGCCAGCUCCAGCGCUGCAUCAGCCACCUCCUCCCACCUUGCAGCUGCAGCAGCAGCAAUCGCCGCCGCCGCCGCCGGGAGUUUUCUGGGGCAGGCCGGCGUAUUAGGGAGGGAGUGCAUUGCUAAGCUUGUCCUCUUGCAAUCUUUCGAGCCAACACAGAUGUAUGUACUGUUGAUCCUAAUUGUUGUUUGUAAUCACCUGUUGCAGCUAUGGGAUCAUUAUGGAUAAA